UAACAGAUCAGCCACCAUAUCCAGUGGAGUUAAGCAGUGGCACUCUGAUCUGCAAUCGCUUCUUUCCAGAUUUGCGGGAUUAUGAGAUUGGGACCGACUCACGCCGCCCAACAUAUGCCCAGUCAUUCUUCUUUAUCCCUGAUGAUGCGUUGAGAACUAUGCCUGAUGGUCCCUCUUCAACCCUUUUUUCUACUGUUAGG
This is a messenger RNA of Sphenostylis stenocarpa, 200 nucleotides long. NCBI's taxonomy places the organism in Eukaryota, Viridiplantae, Streptophyta, Magnoliopsida, Fabales, Fabaceae. The record is from the annotation of a GenBank genome assembly.